This is a messenger RNA of Melanotaenia boesemani (Boeseman's rainbowfish), 1972 nucleotides long. It is a transcript of the gene psg4, whose product is annotated as B-cell receptor CD22. NCBI's taxonomy places the organism in Eukaryota, Metazoa, Chordata, Actinopteri, Atheriniformes, Melanotaeniidae. The transcript is spliced from 8 exons. The record is from RefSeq and is a predicted model, not a curated record. The coding region runs from base 38 to 1756 and encodes 572 amino acids.
CCUUCCCUGUCUGCGUUGGCAGAGCAGGGCUGCAGCCAUGCAUGUGGACACAGUCUUUUCUGUGUUCUCCCUGAUUUUUGUGGUCUUGUGGAGGGGGGUCCAGGCUGUCUCACCAGUACCCUCAGUCCCUGACCGUGUCCAGGCCCUGGUGGGCUCCUGCGUGGUGAUUCCCUGCUCCUUCACACCUACAGCUCCUCAUCCUCCCAGAGGGAGGAAGGAGAAGGUGGAUGUGCGGCUGAGAUUCAGAGGUGGUGGUCAUUUAUUUCCUCUCCGGAGCACUGCUUUUAACAGUCAGGACAGAGACCAAGUGAGCAGGGAUUUCCUGGGACGAACAUCCCUUUUUGGCCAAAUCGCAAAUGGAGACUGCUCAGUAAAGAUUGAAAGGGUCAGACUGGAUGACCCAAAGGUGUUUGAGGUGGCUCUGAAGAAAGAGGAUGACUUACUCUGGGGGAGGCCAAGCAGCUUUAAUCUUGAUGUUAUUGACACACCUGAGCCUCCCACCAUCAGCGGCAUGUUGUCAGCCACAGAAGGACAGCUGGUCACCCUGAACUGCUCUGUCAGCUUUCACUGCCCCUCCAGGCCUCCUGCCCUGCAGUGGACAUGGGAACGAGGAGCCCAGCUGAACAUUACUGAGCCUGGGGAAGUACAGACACUCUCCCCAGAUUCCAACAGACAGAUGUUACUGGCCUCUGUGUCCUUCACUGUGUCCCACACAGUGAAUCCCAGGCUCAGGUGUGAGGUCAGCUAUCCAGGAGCCAAAACUUUAACCACAGCCAAAGAUCUGCAUGUGUCAUUUUCUCCAAAAGAUGUGAAGAUUCAGGUCCAGACCUUGACUGUGCAGGAUGGGGGUAGUGCCUUGCUGGUGUGCUCAUGCAAAGCUGACCCUCCAGCUUCAGAGUACCGCUGGUCCUACGUUCAACACGGCCGCACUGUCCACCUUCACAACCGACUGCACACAGUGCGAGUGUUUAACGUGACCAGAGACAUGAGGGUCCGCUGCUCAGCUAAGAACCUGAUUGGUCGAGGAGAGUCUCAGCCCACUCUGCUAAACAUUCAGUACAAGCCAGCCAUCCUCCAGCUCUCCUCUUCCUGUGUCGUGGAGGACUCUAAAGUGCUCUGUCACUGUUCAAUCGAAUCCAACCCCAAACCUGCAGUCACCUGGAGUGUUAACGGGACUGUUCCACCUGACGACUACAAUGUUUCUGUCAUAUCAGAACCCAACAUGCUAACGGCCUCCCUGAGGGGGCACAUGGACAAACCUCUCAGGGUGAUCUGCUUCGCUUUCAAUGCACUGGGGAACGACUCCCUUGUUUUGUUGCAUGGGGAAGAAGAAGCGAUGCCAUUGUUGUUGUUGGUUUUACCUGCUGCGGCCAUCUGCCUGGUUAUAUCCCUUUUGUCUCUUCUUGUCUGCUGUUGCAGAAAGAGAGCUAAGAGACACAUCAUGAGCAGACGUCCAGCCAUGUACCCUGAAGGAUUGGGAAUUUAUCAGGAAAGGAUGCCCCUUUACAUUAAUUGCACUGAAGUGACUCAUGUUUACUCCAAUGGCAGCUACCAACUUGUGUACCAAAACUGUACACCUCUGUUUGUCCAUACCGAGCAGAUCCGCCCAAUGGCCCGAAGAGGAGGGGAAAGAAGAAGAGGUGGAGAAGUAGGAGGGAUGAAUAGAAGAGCUGGUGUUGGAGUCAGAGGCACAAGAGAGGUGCAGGUUUCCGAUGCAGCUGAUCCAGAAACGGCCAUCUACCUAGAGAUCCUCUAAGCUUUUAAUCUGUUCUCUACAUUAAAUCUCAUCUAUUAGCUGUCAGUUCUCAGGUUAUUGUUUAUAGUGUACAUCUAAAGGUAUUUCUAAUUAGCAUAUUUUCACUGAUGCACAUAUCGAGCCAUUUCUGUCAGUGACUUCUGGCUUGUGAUCUGCACCAUUUCUGAUUUCUAUUAAAGAUAAAAAAAACAUCCUUAUGUAGUGAUUGAUAUUUCU